Molecule: messenger RNA, 2088 nt
Organism: Lodderomyces pseudojiufengensis
Lineage: Eukaryota; Fungi; Ascomycota; Pichiomycetes; Serinales; Debaryomycetaceae
Gene: NPR2
Product: nitrogen permease regulating protein
Exons: 1
Coding region: 1-2088 (695 amino acids)
Biological process (GO): negative regulation of TORC1 signaling; positive regulation of autophagy
Cellular component (GO): GATOR1 complex; vacuolar membrane
Molecular function (GO): GTPase activator activity
Source: RefSeq, a predicted model, not a curated record
AUGUCUGAUGGAUUUAUACCUAUAGUUGCAAUAUUUUAUGCUGUUUUCCAUCCUACUGAAGGGACAAAGAUAGUCCAUCAAUACCCAAAUAAUUCAAUUAAAACUGCUUCAUCAAAUAAAAAUCCGAAUAAAAAUGAUCAAGAUGAUAAUGAUAAAACUAAUGACAAUGAAGAUGAUGAUGAAGAUGAAGAAGAUGAAGGAUUAUUUAAUUUUGAUACUGUUAAAAACUAUAUAAUACCAAAACCUCAACUAUGUAAUCAAUUAAUAUCGUUUAAAAUCAAUAAAUUUAAAGUUAUAGGAUAUCCAAUAAAUAUGAAAAAUGAACAUUAUGCAAGAAAUUCUUUUAGUUUUAAUUUUUGUUUUGUAUUUAAUUAUGAAAUUGGAGAUGUUACACCUUAUGAAUCUGCAAUAAAAAGAAUGGGACAAAUGUUUCAUGUUUUGGAAGAACAAAAUUUUUUAUUAAGUAAAUUAGAUAAAGAUAAUUCAUUUAUUAAUAAGAAUAGUAAAAGAUCAACGGAUAAAUCAUUAAAUGAUAUGAAUAAAAUUGAUUUAGAAAUGUACACAACAAAUUUAGAUAAUAUUGAACAAGAAAUUAUUGAAAAUGAUGCAAGUGUAAAUGCACCUGGUCAUUCAAAAACAAAACAAAUCACAUUAUCAUCAAUUGAAUCAUUAAUUCAACAAAUUUAUCAAGAUUUAAAUAAUUAUUCUGAAUGUUGUAUACCAUUAGAUACUUCAAAUUCAGUUGAUAUUAAAUUAUUUCCAAUUUUACCAGCCCCGAUAAAUUUGAAAGCUUUUCAAGUUCCAAUUGCGACUGUAAAAUUAAAAUCUUUAGUUGAUGUUAAUUGGGAUCCAACAAUGAUUAAAAUAUUACCUUAUAUAGAUGGAAUAAAUUCAGUUAAAAGAAUAAGUGAAUUAGCAGAUGCAAAUUAUUUAUUAGUUAAACAAUGUAUACAACAUCUUAUGCAUUAUAAAUGUAUUGAAUUAGUUGAUAUAUUUCAAUUUAAUAAUAUUUAUGCACCAACAAAUCAUAUAGGGGAUUUUUUAAAAAAUGAUGGAAAAAUGGCAGAACAAUGUCAAGCUUAUGUUGUAACAAAUAAUAAUAAUAAUGAAUAUUCAAGUAAUCCAAUGUCAUCAUUUAAUAAUACACCAUUAAUUAAUAAUUCACCAAAACCAAUAAUUGAAAAUUCUACUUCACCAACUUUUAAUUUUAGAAAAUAUUCAUCAAGUAUAUCACCAUAUCUGAAACAAAAUUAUUUGACCAAUUCAAAUAAUAACAACACUAACUCUAAAUUAAAUUAUUCAAAUAUAAAAGUUCCAACAAAAACAAGUUUAUUCUAUUUAUAUAGAUCUUUAAAUCAAGGUCAAACAAUAAAAGAAUGGUAUAAUCAACAUAAAAAUUUAUUAAUAAAUAUUGAUAUAAGAAGAUUUAUAAAUUUUGGAGUAUUAAGAGGUAUUAUAUAUAGAAUUUAUUCAUAUCCUAUUUUAAAUUCAAUAACAAGAGCAAUUGAAAGUGGUGAUAUUUUAAAAAAUAAUCAUGUUUUAAAUAAUUUAAAACGUAAAAAAGAAUUAUUAAAAUUAUCAAAUAAAUCUACUACAAAUGAAAGAAAUACAAAUUUAUUAAAAACUAAAGUUCAUGAACAAACUUUGAAAACAAGAAGAGUUAGUUUUAAUUAUGAAAAUGUGGAGAAUAAUUCUAAUUCAAAGAAAUUAAAUACAAUGAAUGAAGUGAUUCUAGAAAAUGAUAGCGAUGAUACUGAAGAUGAUGAAGAUGAAGACGAGUAUGAAGAAGAAGAAACAAAAGGAGCAAUUAAAAUAGUUCCACUAACUGAAAGAAAAUCAAGAAAUUCAUCAACAUCAUAUAGAAAUAUAGAAGAGCUUAAUAAUUCACCACCACAACAAGAUAAGAUUUUAAAAGAAAAAGAAGAAGAAAAUGAAGAAUUAAAACAGGAACAAGAUAUGAUAUAUCUUAUAAAAAUGUUAAAAGGUUUUCAACAUUUUGAUUCAAUUUGUACAGAACUACAAAAGUCAAGAUCAGAAGUUGAAUCAAUGAUUGAAAAUUUGGGAUCGUAUGGAGUUAUAAACUGUUAA